This is a messenger RNA of Cuscuta campestris, 4741 nucleotides long. NCBI's taxonomy places the organism in Eukaryota, Viridiplantae, Streptophyta, Magnoliopsida, Solanales, Convolvulaceae. The record is from the annotation of a GenBank genome assembly.
GCACUCUUCCUCCUCUCCGCCUCCCGCUGCCGCUGGCUCCUUUGAUAGGUCCCAAACCCCUCCUGUAUCUCACUCCCUGCAUCACUUCACGCCCCACUGGGGAAUUAAUCGCUGAUCGUUUCUGUAUUAUUUUGGACCUAGCGGGCGAGGCUUCUGGUUAGGGUUAUGAGCUGCAGUCCGAAAUUUGUUCGAUUAGGGCAGGGCUAAGUGCUGAGUUGGAGUUGUCAGGGGGCCGUAGGAUUUGUUGGCUCGGUUUUGAAUGGCAUUGGGGGAUUUGAUGGCAUCCAGGUUCUCGCAGUCGUCUGCCACAGUUGUUUCAAGCCACUUGGAGGACUAUACCGAUCAAGAGGACAGGGAGACCGGGAGUAGCAACCAGAAUAGAAUUAGGGACUCUUUGGAGGCUGCUCCUAGUAGUUAUGGGGGCAGUGCUGACAAUGCCUCCACUUCGAUGACGACGACAACCAGCAUGGCAUAUCUGCCACAGACUAUAGUGUUCUGCGAGCUUCGGCACGAUGGCUUUGAAGAAUGCGUGCCUUCUGGACAAUUGGAAAGGGGUCUGGUUUCCAAAUGGCGUCCAAGGGAUCGAUCUGUUUUACCUCAGUUUUUGUUGCAGAUGAAAACGGGAUGCGUUGCUCUUGUGUUGUGCUUAAACAUUAGUGUUGAUCCUCCUGAUGUAAUCAAGAUAUCACCUUGUGCUCGCAUGGAAUGCUGGAUUGAUCCAUUUUCAAUGGCCGCACAGAAAGCACUCGAAACAAUAGGGAGGACUUUGAACCAGCAAUAUGAGAGGUGGCAGCCUAAGGCCCGCUAUAAAAUCUCACUGGAUCCUACCGUUGAUGAAGUUAAAAAAUUAUGCACAACAUGUCGUAAAAGUGCCAAGUCCGAAAGAGUUCUUUUUCAUUAUAAUGGACACGGUGUACCGAAGCCAACUGCAAACGGUGAAAUAUGGCUAUUUAAUAGGAGCUAUACACAAUAUAUCCCUUUGCCGGUCAGUGAUCUGGAUUCAUGGUUGAGAACCCCAUCUAUAUAUGUUUUUGAUUGCUCUGCAGCUGGAAUGAUUGUUAAUUCCUUCAUAGAGCUUCAGGACUGGAAUGCUUCUACUUCUUCUGGGGCUUCGAGGGAUUGCAUUUUGCUUGCUGCAUGUGAAGCACAUGAAACUCUUCCUCAAAGUGCUGAAUUUCCUGCUGAUGUAUUUACUUCAUGCCUCACGACACCAAUUAAAAUGGCACUGCGAUGGUUUUACAAUCAAUCUUUGUUGCGUGACUCACUUGAUUAUUCACUCAUAGAUAGAAUUCCCGGUCGACAGACUGACCGGAAAACACUUCUUGGGGAACUGAACUGGAUAUUUACGGCAGUUACAGACACAAUUGCUUGGAAUGUUCUUCCCCAUGAUCUGUUUCAGAGAUUGUUCAGACAAGAUCUAUUAGUUGCGAGUUUGUUUCGAAAUUUCUUACUCGCUGAAAGAAUUAUGCGCUCUGCAAAUUGUUCACCAAUUUCAUUCCCGUUGUUGCCACCAACUCAUCAGCAUCAUAUGUGGGAUGCAUGGGACAUGGCUGCUGAAAUUUGCCUCUCUCAGCUUCCAGCAUUAGUUGAGGAUCCCAAUGCCGAGUUUCAACCUAGUCCAUUUUUCACUGAGCAGUUGACAGCUUUUGAGGUUUGGCUGGAUCAUGGAUCCGAGCACAAGAAACCUCCAGAGCAGUUGCCUAUCGUGCUUCAGGUGUUACUUAGUCAAUGCCACCGGUUUCGUGCUUUGGUGCUUCUUGGAAGAUUUUUGGACAUGGGCCCUUGGGCUGUUGAUCUGGCAUUAUCUGUUGGUAUAUUUCCAUAUGUUUUAAAGCUUUUGCAAACGACCACUCCUGAACUUAGGCAAAUUCUUGUCUUUAUAUGGACAAAGAUUCUUGCACUUGAUAAGUCUUGCCAGGUUGAUCUUGUAAAGGAUGGCGGGCAUACAUAUUUCACCAGAUUUCUUGAUAGUAUUGAUGCCUAUCCAGAACAGCGGGCUAUGGCUGCAUUUGUUUUAGCUGUCAUUGUGGAUGGUCACAGACGGGGUCAGGAAGCCUGUAUUGAAGCAGGCCUUUUACAUGUCUGCUUAAGACAUCUUCAGGGAUCAGCAUCAAAUGAUGCACAAACUGAACCUCUUUUUCUUCAGUGGUUGUGCCUAUGUCUUGGAAAACUAUGGGAAGAUUUCAUUGAGGCACAAGUGAUUGCUAUACAGUCAGAUGCACCUGUGAUAUUUGUACCUUUACUUUCUGCACCCCAACCUGAGGUUCGAGGUUCUGUUGUGUUUGCACUAGGCACUUUGCUAGACAUUGGGUUUGGCACAUCCAAUGAUGGUGUUGGCGGAGUUGAAGAUAGUGACAUUGAUGAAAAAGUCAAGGCUGAAGUUAGUAUUCUUAAGAGCCUUAUGAGUGCUGUCUCUGACGGAAGCCCAUUGGUUAGAGCUGAGGUUGCCGUAGCUUUGGCACGCUUUGCAUUUGGGCAUAAUAAGCACCUGAAGUCUGUUGCAGCCUCAUAUUUGAAGCCUCAAAACAAUUCUGUGCUUACAUGUUUGCCUUCUUUUGCUGUCAAGAGUUCAGGCAGUGGAUAUACAACUCCAACACAUUAUGUGCCUCAUGGAAGUAUCAUUCCAUCUCCGAGAGGUCUGUUAUUGAGAGUUGGAGGUGAAAACCAAUCUACCAUUCGGGAUGGGAGAGUCUCUAGUAGCAGCCCCCUUGCUGCACCAAGUAUUAUGCAUGGGUCUCCCUUGUCUGAUGAUUCAUCUCAACAUUCUGAUUCUGGCUUAUUAAAUGAUGCCAUUAGCAAUGGCAUUUUGAACCAUACAAGACCACUAGAUAAUGCAUUGUAUUCUCAGUGUGUGUUAGUUAUGUGUACCCUGGCAAAGGAUCCAUCACCACGCAUUGCGGGCCUUGGUCGGCGUGUUCUGUCCAUAAUCGGUAUUGAGCAAGUGGUUGCCAAAUCUGUCAAGUCUACGAGUGAAUUUUCUGCAGCUCCUAGCACUAGUUUUGCAGGACUGGCUCGGUCAUCUUCAUGGUUCGACAUGAAUGGAGCCGGUCAUCUGCCUUUAACAUUCAGAACUCCUCCUGUUAGCCCUCCUCGUGCCAGUUACAUGACUGGACUACGAAGAGUUUGUUCGCUUGAGUUCAGACCACACUUGAUGAAUUCUCCAGACACUGGGUUGGCUGACCCACUUUUGGGCUCAGGUGGACCUUCUGGAACGUCUGAGCGCAGUUUCCUUCCACAAUCUACCAUAUACAAUUGGAGCUGUGGCCACUUCUCAAAGCCACUUCUUACUGCAGCUGAUGACGGUGAAGAGAUACUCAGUAGAAGAGAAGAGAGGGAGAAGAUGGCCCUCGACUUGAUCACAAAGUGCCAACACUCUACCGUGAGCAAGCUCCAUAACCAAAUUGCCAGCUGGGACACCAGAUUUGAAACUGGUACAAAAACUGCCAUCUUGCAGCCAUUCUCGCCAUUUGUAAUUGCUUCAGAUGAGAGUGAAAGAAUCCGGGUGUGGAAUUACGAGGAGGCAACCCUGCUUAACAGCUUUGAUAAUCACAGCUACCCUGACAGGGGAAUCUCAAAGCUGUGCCUUGUGAAUGAGCUCGAUGAGAGUUUGCUUCUUGUUGCUUCAAGUGAUGGCAACAUUCGCAUUUGGAAGGAUUAUGCAUCUAGAGGCCGACAAAAGUUGGUCACUGCAUUCUCUUCAAUUCAGGGUCACAGAGUGGGUAUGCGUAGUGUGAAUGCUGUGGUGGAUUGGCAGCAGCAAUCUGGUUGCCUGUUUUCAUCCGGUGAAAUUUCAUCAAUAAUGGCUUGGGAUUUAGACAAAGAGCAGCUUGUACAUACCAUUCCAUCAUCCUCAGACUGCAGCAUUUCUGCAUUGUCUGCCUCUCAGGUUCAUGGAGGCCAAUUUGCAGCUGGUUUUGUGGAUGGAUCUGUUAGGCUCUUUGAUAUCAGAAUGCCAGACAUGCUUGUUGCUACAACUCAACCACACACCCAAAGAGUAGAAAGAGUAGUGGGAAUUGGAUUUCAGCCUGGACUACAACCAGCCAAGAUUGUGAGUGCGUCUCAGGCUGGUGAUAUUCAAUUCCUUGACGUGAGGAACGUGAAGGAUGCAUAUCUAACAAUUGACGCCCACCGGGGAUCACUGACGGCUUUGGCUGUUCAUCGGCAUGCUCCGCUCAUAGCCAGUGGCUCAGCUAAGCAACUCAUCAAGGUGUUCAACUUGGAGGGCGAGCAAUUAGGCACCAUACGCUAUCUGUCCACCUUCAUGGCACAAAAGAUUGGAUCUGUUAGGUGUCUUGCGUUCCACCCUUACCAAGUCCUCCUUGCAGCCGGUGCUGCAGAUUCUUGUGUCUCUCUCUAUGCCGAUGAGCUUUCUCCUCCAAGAUGAGUCAAACCAUCACAAGGUCGGACAUGCUUUGAAUAUAUUUAUGUGACGAUUAGGUCCCUUGCCCCAUUUGUGUAUGUUUAUCAUAUUUGUUGAGCCUCCAUGACACGCUACGUGCCUACAUGAACGUGAAGCUCAGUGGGUUAAUUGACGCUCGUCAUCCAGGAGGCUUAUCUAAUAAUAAUUUGAUGCAUAGGUAAAGAAAGAUGUAAAUAUCUCUCUUUUGUUAUUUAAUUCUUGUUGGUUUAGUGCUGUUAUUCUUCUGAAUAUUUAAACCCUUUUCAUCUGUAUAGAUCAAAACUGGUCUGGACCUAUUUACAUAAUUCAAUUCCAUUUCCGAAAGAAAGUUGUAACUUUUUU